Molecule: messenger RNA, 669 nt
Organism: Mya arenaria
Lineage: Eukaryota; Metazoa; Mollusca; Bivalvia; Myida; Myidae
Product: glutamate receptor-like
Exons: 4
Coding region: 1-669 (222 amino acids)
Cellular component (GO): membrane
Molecular function (GO): glutamate-gated receptor activity
Source: RefSeq, a predicted model, not a curated record
AUGACGUUCAACGGACUAGUCGGACAGUUACAAAGAAACGAGGUGGACAUGGUUGUUGCUGAUUUAGCGGUCACUAGGGACCGGGAACAGGUGAUCGACUUCACCUACCCGUUCCACUUUGGAUACUCCACCGUUCUGCUCAGGCGGAGUGACCCUGAACAGUAUCGAUGGAGGAAACUUCUUGACCCUUUUAAGUGGCAGGUGAUCGCGACGAUAGGAGUAGCAUUGGUCGCCUCCUCUGUGGUAAUUCUCCUCCUUGAGCGAAACAACCUUAACUACCGCAAGCGGUCUUCAGCAACUCCUGUCAGAUACCACUGCGCGUUCCACUCAUACAUCGGGACCAUCUCUGCCUUAUAUGCCAGUCUUCUCAAUGAAGCUGUGGUUGGGACGCCCCAGUCAACGACGGGUCGGUCAUUUUUAAGCGCUUGGUGGCUGCUGUCGAUAGUAGUGUCCGCCACCUACUGUGGCAAUCUGAUCGCCUUCCUCACUGUUACUAAGGAGAAGAUGCCAUUUGACACGCUUGCUCAGAUGGCUGACGUCGGAGGCCAGCAGUGGGGAACAAUAGGCGGCACGCUCUGGGAGGAUAUUUUCAUGGUGACGUUUCAUGGCAGACCAUUCGACGAAGAAGGAGGGCUAUACUACUCGUCCUGGUCUCAUGUUGAAGUUUAA